This is a messenger RNA of Acipenser ruthenus (sterlet), 7755 nucleotides long. RefSeq names its product solute carrier family 35 member E1-like. NCBI's taxonomy places the organism in Eukaryota, Metazoa, Chordata, Actinopteri, Acipenseriformes, Acipenseridae. The transcript has 6 exons. The record is from RefSeq and is a predicted model, not a curated record. Gene Ontology annotation, molecular function: antiporter activity. The coding region runs from base 962 to 2107 and encodes 381 amino acids. Gene Ontology annotation, cellular component: Golgi apparatus.
GCAGCACGCAAACGUGCACUAUCCUUACAGACAAAAGUGGAGGUGUUCAAAGGGUUGGAUAAUACACCACCAGACAGGAAAAAGAAAGACGGGGCUGCACAUCUCAGCAUUCCCGCGAACACUCUGUCAACCAUUCUGAAACAGAAAACUGUGGAUGCGCUCAGCGUCGUGACCAGAGCUUACAAUUACAUCCCACCAAGUCAAACUUAGCGUCCAAGCUGUAGCUGCAGUAUGUAUGACUGCUUGGUAUUACUAUUCAACCUCCAAAUCUGUUACACGGCAAACCAACAGAGAAAAUGAAGGACUGUUCUACUUUACUAGAGGUUUUACAUGAGCAUCGGCAUUUAUGAUGCAAAAAAACACCCGUUACGGCCAUGGGUGCAAGUCAUCAGCGUUUCCGAUGUGCGCAAUACCCUCAUGUUGAGGACGCUUUGCUUGUUUUUUGUUUUAAAUGCCCCUGAUCAGAAUGGGACAUGCAUGUUUCAAGUACAGUUCAUUUGCAAUGUAUACUUUUUAAAAGUUCACUUACAAUUGUAUUUUCAAUAAAUACACACUAUUUUUAAAUGUGUAAUACAUUUCAUUGUACAAAAAUGAUUUCAGAGUAAUUUGAAUGAGAACUGACAUAUGCAUUCGGCUGACACCUGAUAAUACAAAUACCGCUAAUACGAUUUUUUAUUUAUUUAUUUUUGCUGGUCGCUUGAAAUCCGUAUUGGUGAGAGUUGACUGUAUAUAACACCACCUGGAACUUUUUGAACAGCUGCAAUGUCACAGAGUAUCUUCAAGUUUGUUCCUGUACUCUUCUCCACCGAAUUGGCCGUGACUCCACAUCUUGGAACGGGAUGCGAAGCUCUUUAAAUGCAGGAAGUGACGUGUAUUGUGCAAGUCGUGUAUCUCCUUGUUGUCCUACGUGUAUCAGUUCCACGUCUGUCUCUGCGCUGCUGCCGGUCUGUGCGAGUGGAAGAUGGCUGCUGUGGCUCGUCCUGCAGUGAAGGAUGGCGUCCGGAUUGCCCUGCUUUGUGUGUGCUGGUAUGCAGUGAGCUCCGGAGGGAACGUCAUUAACAAAAUCAUAUUGAAUGGUUUUCCGUACCCGGUGACGGUGUCGCUGUUCCACAUUCUCUCCAUAGUCGUGUUCCUUCCGCCGCUCUUGAGAGCUUGGGGAGUCCCACAAACAGAGCUGCCGCGCAGGUACUACCGCUGGUACAUUCUGCCUUUAGCAUUCGGCAAGUAUUUCGCAUCAGUGUCUGCACAUUUCAGCAUCUGGAAAGUACCCGUCUCUUAUGCGCACACAGUUAAGGCUACCAUGCCAAUAUGGGUUGUGUUGCUGUCCCGCAUUAUAAUGAAGGAGAAGCAAAGCACAAAGGUGUACAUGUCUCUGGUUCCUAUAAUUGGAGGGGUUCUCCUGGCUACAGUGACUGAAUUGUCUUUCGAUUCUUCUGGGCUCAUUAGUGCCCUGGCUGCAACCCUCUGCUUCUCUCUACAAAAUAUUUUCUCCAAAAAGGUCCUGCGAGACACACGGAUACACCACCUCCGUCUGCUCAAUGUCCUGGGCUUUCACGCUGUCCUCUUCAUGCUCCCUACCUGGGUGCUGGUGGACCUGUCGUCUUUCCUCGUUGACAGCGACGCGAGUUUCAUGUCCAUUUGGUCGAGCACGCUGGUCCUGCUCCUGGUCAGUGGGUUCUGUAACUUUGCUCAGAACAUGAUUGCCUUCAGCAUUCUGAACCUCAUCAGUCCUCUGAGCUACUCCGUGGCGAACGCUACGAAGCGCAUCAUGGUGAUCAGCGUGUCCCUGCUGCUGCUGAGGAACCCCGUCUCCUCCACCAAUGUGCUGGGCAUGAUGACCGCAAUACUGGGGGUCUUCCUUUAUAACAAGGCUAAAUACGAUGCAAACCAGGAGGCAAACAAGAAACUGCUGCCAGUUUCAAAAGAAGAUCUCCUUUCCUUUGAUCAUGGAAGUGCUGCGCUGGAAAAAAGCCAUGCCAAUGGGAUCAUGCCCUUCCCAGUCAACUCGGACUACCAGUACAGAGGAAGCAACGUGCUGACGGAUCACUUCCAGUACAGCCGGCAGACCCACGCUCUGGGAAAGAGCUCAAACCAGUAUGAUGUGUAGAACCUGGGGAGCAGCAUGGGUUUGAACUUUACUACCAGCGCUGUCGCAGGCGCAGCUAAGGGGAGAGAGAGAUUGGAUGGCAGUGUCUGUAUGGGAGAGUUUGCACACUGAGGCAUUGUGGACCAUUUAACCCGCUAGGGUGCUGAGCCCACUAGUGUAGAUUUUCAAAUACGUGCUGAUUUUAUUGAGCAUGCUACAUGAAAACUAGGGUGUACAAAAUGUGUUGCCCGUUUCCCCUAAUUUGGUUAUACCAUAGUAUCCCUGAAUAGAUAAUCCCAUACAAACGUAUUCAAAAUUAUUUUAACACACACGUGAGAUCUUGCUGUGGCUUUAGUUUGAGGGAUUUUCCCACAAUCAAAAAAACAAAAAUAUGAAAAAUAUGAUUUUAAAUGUUUCGCAAACCACAAUAUGUUUUAAUACAACAAUAAAAUGAUGUAAAUAUAGAUUCCUAGAAUAGGGGUGAUUGAUCUAUUCUGGGGUACCGUGAUUUAGGGUAACAUGGGUAAAAAUGAAUCAUUUUGACUCGCUGUUGGAAGCAAGAAAGGAAUCGGAUUGUAGUUUUUCAUUGUGCCCUCUGUGUUAGUAAAUAAUAGUUAAUCCGCCCCCCCCCCCUUCCCCAAAUCAAGCAACUGUCCUUUUAUUUUGCAUGUACAGUAGCUUACACUACCAACCAUAAAGAACAACAGCUGCUCCUUCAGUGUAUUUUUCCAGUUGUUAAACCCGCUGCCUGGGUCGCUGUCAGCUUUGCCCUGCUUUCCUUCGGCAGUAUUUACAUUGUGAAUUAUUCUUUUAGUUCAGCCCUUUGUUUUGUGUUUUGCAUGCUGUAUAAAUCUAUAUAAACAUCUUUAACUGUGACGUCCUUCUAGUGCCCACAUGAGAAGUGCAAUUCUGUUUCUGUUAUACAGCAAGACUAACGGCACUUGCUGUUUCAGGUCAUUGUUUAGGUUGCAUAUGUUUUGGAGAUGGGUUGUAAAGCUAGUAUUGCCAUAUCGGGAGCCCUGGGAGAGUCUUCCCUGGGGAAGGCAGUCCAGGGAGUGCAGGCUCUGGCUGUGCCACGCUGCCUGUCUUCACUGGGGAUUCCUCAAGGAGUAUUGGCUCUGGUGCUGGGUUACAAUCAGACUCCUUGCAGUGGCCCCUGCUGGCUGGGUACUGGUGAGCUCAAGCGGACACCUGCAGGGCUGCUCCUCCAGGGGCCGGUAGCUCGCCCACAUCGCUGUGGAGCUCCUGGGUGUAAAGAGGUGAUUGGCUUGGGGAUGCCCACUGACCUUCACUUCUCCUGAGCUGUGGGAAUUGCUGUGGUGAGGGAACAUCAUUGGGCAUUGUGAAAAUUGGAGAGAAAAUCAGGGGUACUCAGAAUCUUUUAAUAAUUGCAUAAUCUUAUCAAAAAGUAUUUAUAUUUUUUAACACUUUCUGGACAAAAUUGAACAGAUGUAUGGUGUUCUGCUGAUUUGUAAAGGUCAGUGCUGGUCAGGAUUGCACUGUUGCACUGUACAGUCUCAUCAAUAAGAAAUGUCCAUCAGUAACUUUAAAAACACUCAAUCACAGAGUCUAAGUUUUUAGUGGCUCUCCUGAUAAAAGCACAGCCUGUUGGAGUGCAGGGGGACUCGUGCAAGCCUGGGUUCAGUCCUGUUUGUGCUGCUAAUGUGUUGGCGUUUGUGCUUCCGCGAGGUUAGGAAGGAAAACUGGCACCCAGUAGUAAUGCUGGUCUCUUCAGUCAGGCUUGUCAAGUUGACAAACGUUUCCCAGAAUCCUUAUUUUCAAAUUUCAAACUUGAUUAAAAGUAACCCUAAACAAGGUGAGAUUGUUUUUUUAGGUGCAGUAAUCCCAACAUUAACCUUUCUACAUGUGAUUUAUUUAUGGAAAGAGGUUUUAUUUUAUUUUGACUCAUUAAACAAUUAUAGUAAAUGUUUUACAAAACAGGUUUAAAGUACGUUGUGCUAGCAAAAUAAUUCCAGUAAGUCAAUAUUUUCUUGUCUGAUAAACGCACACAUUAUGGCUGCAUGAAGGAAUUAAGUGCAACAGUGAUUGGUACUCAAAUGCGAGCCAGUGUGUUACGGUUAAUAAGACCCCACCUGAGCCUACACAUAACCUAUGGGGCCCCACUGCUUGCAACACACAGGAAGUUAACUUGAUAGAAUAAAGUGGUAAUCUACAGCAAUAUGGGGCUUGUGUGAAUGUGGAGGUGCAAGUUAAAUCUUAUCUGUUGUGCUUUUUCAUUCAUUGUAUAGGUCUCAAAUGUCCAAUUUUGAAAGAAAAACAUCUUCUAGUACAAAUAUCUGGUAGCACACUUUGUUUUGAAAUCUGUUUGCAAGCCAUCGGUCGCUUGUAGGGUUAGAUUGUUCCCCCUCCUUCAACGGCUUCUUGGUUGUCAUUAAGCAACCAGCUGCUUCCUGUUGACUCUCCCUUUCAGCCAGCUGCUUCCUGUUGACUCUCCCUUUCAGCCAGCUGCUUCCUGUUGACUCUCCCUUUCAGCCAGCUGCUUCCUGUUGACUCUCCCUUUCAGCCAGCUGCUUCCCUAUUGACUCUCCCUUUCAGCCAGCUGCUUCCCUAUUGACUCUCCCUUUCAGCCAGCUGCUUCCCUAUUGACUCUCCCUUUCAGCCAGCUGCUUCCCUAUUGACUCUCCCUUUCAGCCAGCUGCUUCCUGUUGACUCUCCCUUUCAGCCAGCUGCUUCCCUAUUGACUCUCCCUUUCAGCCAGCUGCUUCCCUGUUGACACUCCCUUUCAGCCAGCUGCUUCCCUGUUGACUCUCCCUUUCAGCCAGCUGCUUCCCUAUUGACUCUCCCUUUCAGCCAGCUGCUUCCCUAUUGACUCUCCCUUUCAGCCAGCUGCUUCCCUAUUGACUCUCCCUUUCAGCCAGCUGCUUCCCUAUUGACUCUCCCUUUCAGCCAGCUGCUUCCCUAUUGACUCUCCCUUUCAGCCAGCUGCUUCCCUAUUGACUCUCCCUUUCAGCCAGCUGCUUCCCUGUUGACUCUCCCUUUCAGCCAGCUGCUUCCCUAUUGACUCUCCCUUUCAGUCGGCUGCUUCCCUAUUGACUCUCUCUUUCAGCCGGCUGCUUCCCUAUUGACUCUCCCUUUCAGCUGGUAACAGGGUUCCUGAGGUGACCUAGGAAGUGCAAGUGUAACAGACAUCCAGAGAAUAAUGCAGAGACACUGAGGCUGUUAUUUAAAGUAGUACCAGAUAUCCUGAUUUAACAUGACAGUACAUGUUUGCUAUAACAUGUGUUUCUUUCAGAACUGCCCAUGUUAGACUAAUGUAACUAAUGGAAGUUCAAACAGAUGAGAUGUAUGCAGCUGUGCUCUCUGCAAUUACUGCAACCUGCUGGUGUGACUGGAAAGAUCAUUAGAUAUCUAAUAUAAUGGAGUCAUUGCUGUAAAAUAAAUGUACCGUUCUGAAAUAUCAGUUAUCAUAAUUAAUGUGAUCUGAUGUAUAGUUUGUUUCAGCCAUCACAUCCUGGGACACCCGUUGCCUCAAUACAGCUGGUACACCAGUGUAACCAUAAACCAGUCCCCCCUGCAAUGCCUGCCCCAAUGGAGUUGGCACAUUUGUUCUGUGUUGUAUUUCUUACUAGGUGUGUUGCAGGGGGACAGGUUAAUGGUUACACUGUGGCGUACCAGCUGUACUCGUGAGACGACAGGGGUGCUUUAAACAGUUUGAAAAGUCUCCAGGAUGUGACAACAGAAGCACACAAUGAUACAAGUGGAUCUAAACAAGAAGAAUACAUCAUUCAAAUAGUGGUUGUAGUUCAGAGCUGUACCAAGUUGUUCUUUUGAUAUGUGACCUGCUUGGUGUAACCUGUCUGUUGCAUCUGCAAGAAUACAUUUAGGGUAUCACUUUUAUUAAGGGUGCAUAUCCUGAAUAGUGUCUGUCACUGUGUAAGUGAAAUGGCUCUGCAGAAUGGACAGGUCUUGAGAUUUGUGUGUGAAGGAUUUUAACAGAGUCUGAGUUUAUUCAAUUAAAGAGUGCUAAAUUAAUUCUUAACCAUUAGAUUUAGACUUGCAACCCUAUUGGCUAAUAUGGUAUUUAAGAUAGUCUGUGCUAUUGCCCACAAAACACUAGGAGUCAAUAGCCAAAGAACCAUUGCCCCCUUAAAUCACAGGUUUAUUAAGACAGACUGACUGCAGCUUUCACCUUUCAUAAAGUACUUGCUGCCUGAGGGCUGAAGAAGGGACUGCACUAUUUGUAGAUUUCCUUGUUUCUUAUUUCAGACUUUAGAAGGUAUUUGUAUUUUGUUUUAAAUGUUGUUGUUUUUUUUAACUAAACUGCUUUUUCCUGGAAGCAGUCCACUCACAUGCUGUAGGUCACAUGGAUGGCAACCAGCCGAUUGGAGGAAAAUGUACCUACACAGGAAGGGAAUUGUAAUCAGGAAGCGGCAGCAGCUUUUAAUACAUAGUGUUUUAUUUGAAAGAUUUGGGUAUCCUAGCGGGAGGGGAGUUCAAUUAAAACCUGAAAAGGUGGACCAGUGAUAAUGUUUCCAAUGCUGAGAAAAUCUUUUAGCCAGUAGUUGUUCUUCCUCAAUCACAGAAAAGUGCACAGAAAGGUUAAUGAAGGAAAAUUACAGAACCCUUUGUCAUUUCAUAGUGUGUGUGUCGGUGCAACAUUCAACACUGAGCCAACCUCUUACAAGGUAUAAACAUAGAGAAUGUUGUGAUAAACAAGAAAAAGAGUAUUGCUGGUGAAAUAAUGUUGUAUAUAACUGGGGGAGUGUAUAAAAAUGUAUUUUAAACUUGUAAAUAAAAAUGAUGUAUGUAUUCAGUGUUCUAGGUGGGGCAUUGCACAAUUAAGAAUAUUCCAGCGACUAUUAUCAUUAAUGAUGACGUAUUUAACAUCUCCCAAAAUAUCGGUAAAAAAGUCAGAGGACUUGGAAUUUCACCAAGAAGUGCCGGUCAAAAAUGAAACGUGUACUAUGAAAGUCAAUUCCCCUUUAAUGGAACUACCAUUGGGGCUAUAUUUGCAGAAAUGAACUUGUCUAUUGUCGCAAUCUGAUUGUUUUGAUGUGUAUCAAAUCCUGCAAUUAUCUUUUCAGAUCUUUUUUUUCUACUUUGCACCCUUUUUCUAUACGAGUGCCAUCUUUAAACAAUAUCAUCUUUUGAUGUUUAUCGCAUAAUGCUAAACCUGGUGAAGUUGUUUAGAGUUGGUGCUCGCAUUAAAAAAAUGUAUGCAGGACAAAUUAGCAAAAUGCUAUUUUAAUUAAAGUCAAAAGAAUAACAGUAAACUGUACACUACCAAAAAUUAUUAUUUAAAAAAAAAAAAUACAUGUUUUUCAAAGCUUCCAAUUUGAGUGUUGAAAUUAUGGCAGGGUAAUUGAUAGGCUGCAGUAAACUACUAAUAAAUAACUUCGAGAGGUUCUCUAAAAUCAAAAACCACAAGAGUUCAAAUGGAACUCCAAGAUGGAACUUUUUUGUGAUAAUCUGACUGACUUUUUUAACAAGCUAAACAAUUUUCUGUUGAGAAUGAACCUGAAUAAUGGUUUGAUGGACAUGGCUCAAGGGCACGCAAGACUGACAGAAGAAGAGAUCAUUGACUGUUCUGACCUCUGAACAGGGCAUCCUGGCUCUGGUAGGCUGCAAUGUAGGAAUUGUAUUAAAAUAAUGUUUUACUGUGGAUCUGUACAUGUUGAAAAAUUAUUAAAGCGUUGAUUUCCCCCAAA